AAAAUGGAGUGAUUGAAAAAAAUGAAAUACCAAAAUUAAAAACUAUACAAAAUUGGAUCUCUCAUUAUGCAAGUCAACAUCACCAAGAAGCAGCAGAGAUAAUAGCUCAGGUACAAGAAAAGGCCUAA
Dentiscutata heterogama is the source of this 128-nucleotide messenger RNA. The record is from the annotation of a GenBank genome assembly. NCBI's taxonomy places the organism in Eukaryota, Fungi, Glomeromycota, Glomeromycetes, Diversisporales, Gigasporaceae.